Dermacentor andersoni is the source of this 2630-nucleotide messenger RNA. RefSeq lists its product as uncharacterized. NCBI's taxonomy places the organism in Eukaryota, Metazoa, Arthropoda, Arachnida, Ixodida, Ixodidae. The record is from RefSeq and is a predicted model, not a curated record.
UAAAAGCACGACUGCCGGCAUCGAAAAUAAGUGAUAUAACAAAUGCUCGGUGCUAUGCUAAACUGAAGAAGGCAAGAAGCCUUGCGGAUGAUGACUUGACGCUGACCACAAACACCGAUGGCAGCCCAGUCUUCAAGUCGUCAAAAACAUCUGUGUGGCCUAUUCAGUUCAUUGUUAAUGAACUGCCACCACACUUGCGGUUCAAGCACCCGGUACUUGCAGGACUUUGGUUUGGCAAGUCGCAUCCAAACAUGCAACUCUUCCUUGAAAAGUUUGUGCAAGAAGUGAACAGCACGAAACCAGUGACAUGGACUUACCAGAACAGGGUCCAUGCGUCUUGGCCUUUCGUGCUGUGUUGUUCUGUGGAUGCGCCUGCAAGGGCAGCUGUGCUAAACAUGGUGCCUUUCAACGGCUACUUUGGAUGCCCCUGGUGCCUUGUAAGGGGCGAGCAUGUGGAAGGGAGCAUGAGAUACGUCACAGAUGAGCCAGUUGAGGCACGGACUUCGGACCUCGCCAGGAGAGAUAUGAAGAUGGCACUUGAUUACAAAGAUGUCAUCAAUGGUGUGAAAGGACCAUCAGCAUUGAUGAGCUUGAAAGGUUUGGAUCUCGUGAACGGUCAAAGUGUUGAGUACAUGCACUGUGUACUUCAAGGUGUCAUUAAACAACUGACUGAGGCGAUCUUGACUUCUACGAACAGCAACCAGCGCUUCUAUGUUGGUGCGCCUUCAGUUGCUGCGAGGAUAGAGUCGCGGCUGCUUGCCAUAAAGCCCCCACACUGGGUGACCAGGCUGCCGCGCCCGCUCAAAGAUCGUGGCCACUGGAAGGCAUCUGAGUGGAGGCAAUGGAUAUUGUUUUAUGCACUCCCUUGCCUUGAUGGUAUUCUGCAUCCUGAGUAUUGGAAGCACCUGUCUCGGCUUUCGGAAGGCAUCCACAUCCUUCUUCAGGAAGAAUUGGGCGCCCGUGACAUUGACAGAGCAGAGGCCCUCCUGAGCAAUUUCGUUUGCCGCUGCAAGACAUUAUACGGCACAGCAUUCAUGACGUUCAAUGUCCAUGCCCUACAACACUUGGCAAACUGUGCUCGCUCACUUGGACCACUUUGGGCACAUUCAGCGUUUGUAUUUGAGGGGGGGAAUGAAAGCAUUGUGCGCCUCGUGUCAGCUGCAAACGGGCUACCACGGCAGAUAACUGAACGAGUCAUCAUGGCACAAAAGCUGAAUAAGCUGAUAGAAAGUCCCCUGUUAUCUAUUCAAGAAAGAGAGCUUUGCAAUGAGUUCAUUGGGUACCCACCCAUAAAAAAGGCAUUACAUGUUUGCAAUUUGACUUUGCUGGGAAAGGGAAAAGUUACAGCUCUCAGUGCUAAUGAACAGGACAAACUUCAUCAUUCUUGUGGGACAUCCAUAACAAGGGCAGUGGAGUAUGAGCGUUUCAUUAUGAAGAAACAAGUAUUUCACAGCACUGCCUACCAAAGGGCAACAAAAUCUGACACAAGAUUCAUCAGAACAAACAGUGGCUGCUACAAAUGCAUCGAAAAGAUAUUCUUUGUAAAACAGGCAGACAUUUGUGCUCUCUUCUGCAGGCCACUAAUUAUUGCAGAUGCAACUGCAGUGCCUCCUCACAUUAAGGAAUGCUUCUUGUCACCGGACAGAAAUUUAGAUUUAUUGCUUCCAGAGAAGGUGGCUGACACCUGUAUGUAUAUCAAUUUCACAAAUGAAGGAAAAACAUUCAUUUGUGACUUGCCAAACAAAAUUGAAAGAGAUUGAAUUUGGUUAUGAAUGCAUUAUGAGAGAGGGCCCAUAAAGGAACGAGAAUUUUUCACUCAGGUGGGAGAGGGACGUUAACACCGAUGCACGUCACUAGGUAGACAUGCUGCGCUGUCAUCUCCAUAGGCAAGCAGUGACCUUGUGCAAAGUUAUGUCUGCUCACUGCAUUGCUUUCUUAUAAGCCUCCAUUGACUGCAUCAGUUUUGCUGUGGUGGACAUAACAUCUGUGCGUUUAGUUCAUUUCUGUAUUGAGAAAUUGUUUGACGUAAAAGGGCUUGUUAAUUUUAAAUUUGCACCACAAGUUCAGGUAGUCGACCAGCAUAUUUACAGUAUUUACAAGUAGUUAUGUGAUGUGGUUAGAAGUAAAUGCCUUACUCUGUGAAUGUGCAGUGGGCUUGUGCACCACAGCAGUACCUUUGCCAACACAGCACUCAGCAUGUGGCACUUUUUGACAAAAUGUGGGAUGACAACCGUACAACGUCCCUGCUCCUCAGAUCUUGCCCCCUGCAACUAAUUUCCUAGGCUAAAGCAAGUGCGUAGCUUUUUGUAUGUCAUUUUUCCUUUUCUGCAAAGCAGCAAAUGUUUGAUAUUUUUAAUGACUCAUUCAUUGUUAACAGCUUUCAUUUUUGAAAUAGCAGUGCGUUUUCUAUUUUCUGUUGCCAAUUACUGUCAAUUUUUUUUCCUGUUUUUGAGUAUAUCAAUGCAUGGCCACAGAAAAACUAUAUGAAACAUCUUAUUUUUGGCAUGGAAGCCAAACGGUGCUUUUCUUGUUCUCCAUGUGGUAACUGGCAUUGAAGAAUGGCAAUUGCUGAGGCACAUGCUACAAUGUGUUUCUUUUGAGCCGUAUCCUUGCAAGGGAGGUUGGCAAAG